CUCGAGGCCAUUUUCCUUCACCAUGCCGAAACAACGAAAUAUAAUGAAAUUAACGACCUGUUCGUGGUCUCUAAUUCACAACUGCAUGGACUUCUCCAUAAGACUAGCAUGAAAUUCUUUCUGCUUCACCUGGCUUUCUUCUUCUUCGUGGCAAGCUCACCAAAUGUCAGCGCAAGUAACUUUGACGGAAGGUACUACAACCAACAGCCGCGCAAGGGCAGCCGCAGUUGGAGUGGCCCGGACUGCGCUACAUGUGAAUGUGCUAACGGAGAACGCAGAUGCGCAAAUCCCUAUGACAAAUGCGAAUGUAUUCAAGGAUUUCUCUACUACAAAGACACCGAUGGGUGCCCCCGACAUGCAAGAGAAUGCAACACGCCUGACUGGCACAAGCACUUUGCAAACAACAGCGGAUGCCUUCUCUGCGAAUGCAGCCGAUCCAGGUGCACUGUUGGUACAAAGUGCCACUGCAGAGAUGGUGUCGUGUACCCCGAAGAUGACCCUGUCAAUUGCGUAGGGUCGCGACAGGACUGUUUUAGAAGGCGACGAAGGGAAGACAAUUUUUGGAAAAUGAAGGACGCUAAUCAACGAUGUGCUGGCUGUGACUGCCCCAACGGCAAGCAGGAGUGCACAGGUUACCAUGCGAAAUGUGACUGCUUUGAAGGAACGCUUUACUAUAAAAACAGCAGCUGGUGCGCUCAGUACGAAGAAGAGUGCGAUCUACCUGACUGGCACAAGCACUUUGCAAACAACAGCGAAUGCCUUCUUUGCGAAUGCAGCCAAACCAGCUGCGCUGUUGGUACAAACUGCCACUGCAGCGAUGGUGUCGUGUACCGAACAAACAACCCUAUCAAGUGCGUAAAGUCGCGACUGGAAUGUUUCAGAAGGCCACGCAAGAAACGCUAUAUACGGAAAAACAAGGCCUCCAGUGGUGGGUGUGCUAACUGCGAAUGUCCCAAUGGUGAGCAGGAGUGCACAGGUUACAAAGCGAAAUGUGACUGCGUUGACGGAAUUCUUUACUAUAAGGACAGCAGCUGGUGCGCAAAGUACGAAGAAGACUGCGAUCGACCUGACUGGCACAAGCACUUUGCCAACAAUAGCGACUGCCUCUUAUGUGACUGCGAUAAGCCCAGCUGCAAUGUUGGCCCUUUGUGCCACUGCGAAGAUGGCAUUGUGUAUCUGAAGGAGAGUGGCAUGGAAUGCGUUCGUAUUCGGAAAGAUUGUUUCCGAAAACAUCAAAAGAAGAGCCGGUUUUGAUUGGAUAAAGUUGUUUGAAGACAGCACACAGUGUGCGAUUGCCAGCUGUGAACAAGGCACAGGUGGAAAUAUGAUUGCUAGCCCCCGCUGAAGAUUUAACUGCGCCCGAAGCUUCCUUAGCAAGCAAACGUACUGCAAUGCCCACAAAAGUCCGGCCAUUUAUUUUUAUGUAUUGAGAAUACUGCUGCCGAUGGGAUUUCUUGUGAUUUAAUUUUUUCUUAGUUCUGAAACCGCUCUUGCACAUUCGAUGCCUUCAUUGCCGUGCACUGGAAAUAAAACAAAACUUGCACUUGUA
Messenger RNA from Dermacentor albipictus, 1549 nucleotides. Its product is annotated as laminin subunit gamma-1-like. Lineage: Eukaryota; Metazoa; Arthropoda; Arachnida; Ixodida; Ixodidae. The record is from RefSeq and is a predicted model, not a curated record.